Messenger RNA from Otolemur garnettii (small-eared galago), 2802 nucleotides. It is a transcript of the gene ANKMY1, whose product is annotated as ankyrin repeat and MYND domain containing 1. Gene Ontology annotation, molecular function: protein binding. The record is from RefSeq and is a predicted model, not a curated record. NCBI's taxonomy places the organism in Eukaryota, Metazoa, Chordata, Mammalia, Primates, Galagidae. The annotation marks the transcript as partial. The transcript is spliced from 15 exons.
UUUGGACCUGGGUCCCUGGGGAACUACGUGGUCUUCUCCACUAGGAUCCUCUCAAUGGCCCCUGAGGAGGAAGAGGAGGAGUCUGAGGGCCCCCUGAGGGAGCAGGACCUGAAGGGGGCCUAUGUACAACUUGUCCGGGGCGUGCAGGAGUGGCAGGAUGGCUGUGUCUACCGAGGGGAGUUUGGGAUGGACAUGAAGCUCGGAUAUGGCGAAUUCUCUUGGCCCACGGGCGAGUCGUACUGCGGGCAGUUUUACCGGGACCACCGCCAUGGCUUGGGCACCUACACGUGGCCAGAUGGCUCCAGUUUCACGGGCAUGUUUUACCUCAGCCUCCGAGAGGGUUAUGGCACCAUGUACACGAAGACAAGCCUCUUCCAGGGACUGUACAAAGCAGACCAGCGGUUUGGCCCAGGUGUGGAGACCUACCCUGAUGGCAGCCAGGACGUGGGGCUGUGGUUCCGGCAGGACCUGAUCAAGCUGUGCACCGAGGUGCCCGGCAGCUUCUCCCUGCGCAGCUUCCCAGAGCUCACCUGCUUCCUCACACACGCUCCUGCCAGAAUCCACCUCUCGGACCAGGAGAGGAUGGAGUGGGACCUGCACGAGGACCAGGACCCCUUUUUCUAUGAGUACAAGCGGUUUCUUCUGAACGAUGACCUGACGCUACCCCCGGAAAUGCACGUCUACUCAACUGACAGCUGCCACUUGCCUAUGACGUGCUCUUUCCGCCAAGAGUUGGAUGCCCGGAUCUUCACCAAUGACAUCCCUCCAUUCAUUGAGGAUGAAGAGCCCUGGUUUAUAACAAAUGAGACCCCUUUGUUGGUCAGAAUCCAGAAGCAGACGUACAAGUUCAGGAACAAGAAGGCCCACAAUAGCUGGAACAUGGAUGCUGUCCUGCAGGGGAACCGCAGUGGUUUUGCACGUCAUGGGCCCAAGGAGCAGCUUUCUAAGGAGAUGAUCCUGAAGGCUGAGAAAGGGGACCACGACUGGAUUUAUAGGAUCCUGAGGGACAACUUUGCCAGUGCUGACGUGGCUGACUCGAAGGGCUACACUGUGCUUGCUGCAGCUGCUGUUCACUGUCACAGUGACAUCGUCAACCUUCUGCUAGACUUUGGGGCUGAUGUGAACAAGUGCACAGACGAGGGCCUCACUCCACUCAGCAUGUGUUUCCUCCUGUACUACCCGUCUGGGGUCUUCAAGCCCCGCGUCGCAGAGAAGGCCAAGUCUGAGCCUGAGACCCAGGAGCCCUCGAAACUCCAAGCCAUUUCAGACAUUAAGUACUCCUUUGCUAAGACGAGCCUGGAAUGUCUCUACCGUGAGGCGUGUAGCUUUGAGCCAAAGCAGGUCCUGGGCAACGAGGAUGGCAGCCUGUACCAGGGCAUCCAGCAUUCCAGGGAGUCCCCAGACCUGAAGAACAGCUUUCAGACCAGGGACGCCUCAUUAGCUAAGGGCAGCACCUGCAAUGUGGAGAAAGGGCUGGAGGACACACUGGGGAACGUGGACAAGAGCACCCUGCACAGUAACGAGACGCACUUCGAGUCCAAUGUCUGUGUGUGCAACUUGUCCAUCGACCUGUCCCACGGCCUGCUGGAGAAGGGUGCCCAGGCCUAUAGCAUGCUGCAGGCCCAUGCCCUGUGUGGCUCCACAGGCUUCGACAAGGGGACUAUGAGAAGAAUGGCACUGUCCAUGGUUGAGCGCAGAAACAGGUGGCGGACCAUCAGGUUGCUGCUGCAGCGAGGUGCCGACCCCAACCUGUGCCAGGUGCCCAUGCAGGUCCUGUUUCUCGCUGUCAAGGCCGGGGACGUGGAUGCUGUGCGGCUGCUGCUGGAGCACAGGGCAAGGACCGACAUCCGGUUCCCCAACAAGCUGGGGGCCCUGACACCACUGCACAUCGCUGCUGCCCUUCCCGGGGAGGAGGGCGUCAAGAUCACGGAGCUACUGCUGCAUGCCAUCACUGACGUGGACGCCAAAGCGGCUGACCAGGACCACAUCUACAAGCCGGGCAAGCUGGACCUACUGUCCUCAAGCAUGAAGCUUAGCAAUGAGCCAGGCCCGCCCAGUGCCUACUACAGUGCAUACUCGUCCAUCCCAGAGGAGGGAGGCAGGACGGCCUUGCACAUGGCCUGUGGGCGCGAAGGCAACAGCAGGUGUGCCAAGGACGUCGUCCAGCUCCUUCUGUCUCACAGAGCAAAUCCUAACCUGCUGUGGAGUGGCCACUCCCCACUCUCCCUGUCUAUUGCCAGUGGGAAUGACCUGGUCGUGAAGGAGCUCCUGUCCCAGGGGGUUGACCCCAACUUGCCCCUGACCAAAGGCUUGGGCAGUGCCCUGUGUGUGGCCUGUGACCUGAACUAUGAGCACCAGAGGAGUGUGGAUGGCAAACUGGCCCUGAUUGACCGACUCAUUAGUCAUGGAGCUGAUAUCUUGAAGCCUGUGACCCUCAUGCAGGGGGACAAGGUGGCGGUGGGCACGGCUGUCGACUAUGGCUACUUCCGAUUCUUCCAGGACCGGAAGAUUGCCCACUGCCCCUUCCACGCACUGAUGCCGGGAGAGCGUGAGACGUUUUUGGCCCGGAAGAGGCUCCUGGAGCACGUGGGCUUCCACCUGCGAAAUGCUGUGUUCGCCAAGGAAAGCCAGUGGGACGAGACCCUCCUGUACCUGAGCAAGAGAGCAAACAGAAAGAUGCACAUUUCUCACUCGAAGGUGGACUUUCGGAAGUCCUGGAAGCAGCAGAGCAAGGCGGUGCCCCCAAAGCCCGAGGUCCUGCUGGGCCGGACAAAACGUGUCUAUUCCGCAUGCCACCAGUGA